Molecule: messenger RNA, 1332 nt
Organism: Sporisorium graminicola
Lineage: Eukaryota; Fungi; Basidiomycota; Ustilaginomycetes; Ustilaginales; Ustilaginaceae
Exons: 2
Coding region: 1-1332 (443 amino acids)
Source: RefSeq, a predicted model, not a curated record
AUGAAUGCACUCAAGGCCAACCAAGAAGUCCAGCAGGUGGUCCAAGACCUGCUUUCGCGAGAUCCCGUGCGAUUCAACUCGACCAUCAACGCCCACUUCGCCUCGAGCUCCACAUACCAAGGUCGAGGUCUCAAGAUCACGGGCGCUAGCCAGCUCAAGCAUGCCGCAUAUCUACUCAACGUCCUUGACUUUGGCUCGGCAACCAAAAUCUCCGACCAAGACAUUCGAUGGGAUGCUGCCAGCUCCACUGCAAUCGUCAAGGCCGUCCGCUACGUCCGACCCGCUUUCUUCCCGCUCUUCCAAUUUGCCAUUCCGACCAAGGUGGUGCUCAGCUUCAAUGCUGAGGAGGGCGCCAAAGACACGCUCUACUGCACACAAUGGAGGGACGAAUGGCCUCUGGAACAGCUGAUCCAAGCCGUGCCUCUUGUGCGUACUCUGUACAGCUCGCUCGUGGUUCCGGUGCUCACGAUGGUUUUCCUCUGGGCAUCCAAUAUCGCUUUCUGGCUCCACUCCCGGGUGGAAUCGUUGGAGCACCGAUAUGCGCGAGACGCCGGUCAAGUGUAUCUGCACAAGGUAGAGCCUCGACUGCCUCCUAGCCUCACCAAAGGCUUCGAUCAUGGUGUCCACGCCGCUGAGCAUGUGGGUCAACAAAGUGUUCGAGUCCUCUCGCGCGUAUCUCAUAAGCCUUUGAAGGUGGUCGAAGAGCUGGCCCGCACUACCACUGUAGUCUUCAACCUCGCUCUUCCUCAGCAACUACAACUUCCGUACCCCUCGGUCUUUGCUGAAGAUGGCCAAGCCGGACAAGACAAGUCAUACAAGGCCGAGAACGAAUCCCAUGCCUCUGUGAACAACAAGUUGGAGAAGGACUCAACGGCCGAGUAUACUUCUUCCAAAUCGCCCCGAUCCGCCAAAGCAGAAGUCGAAGGCUCUCGAUCGCCCAAGAGCAAGGUCUCUGGUUCUCCCAGCGUCGACAAGAACGGCAGCCAAACUUCUGGCCAGACUUCUACCGACCAGACACAGACCGACCAGCCCGCCUCGGAUGAUGCAGCUGCCGAAGAUCACAAGCGCAAAGCAGAGUCGGCUCCGAGCGAGGAACCGCGACACGCCAAGGUCGUCAUCGGCCCUUCGGCAGACAGCACGCAGCAGCCUCAGGCCAAGGAGAUUGACCUGGUCACACACCAAGUGACGGAGAAGGCUCCCACCGAAUCGGCGCAAGAGUCGCUCUACCAGCUGCUCAAGAAGGAUGAUCAGCUGCCUGGUGGCCACGGCAGCGGCAGUGGUGGAAAGAAGGCGUCUGGAAAGAAGAAGGGUAAGAGUGGUGGUCGCAAGUGA